AUGGAGCUGCCGGGCAAUGGCUGGGUCGCGCCCUCGACGCCGAAGGAGACGACGCCGCUGCGCGGCGUGAACGUGACCAUGUUCGUGCUCAACUACCUGAACCGCGACGACGACGACUGCGGCGACCCGGACAGCGUCUACGUCGCGCGCUGCGGGUCGCCCGUGUCCGCCUUCGUCUUCCACGCGCUCGAGUUCUGGGCGACGGCGGCCUACGCCAUGGUCGAGGCCUUCGCGCUCGUCUACACGCCGCGCGCGCUGUCGUCGAUCUCGAACCGGCCGAACCUGCUGAAGCUGCUCCUCUUCUUCGACGUCGUCGCCACCUUCGUGCCCGCGCUGCUCGUGACCCUGAACCUCGAGGCCUUCGAGGUCGCGAGCCACGAGAUCGAGUACUGCAACGAGCUCACGAUGGCCUUCGCGAAUCUCGUGCUCCUCGCGUCGCUC
This is a messenger RNA of Aureococcus anophagefferens, 441 nucleotides long. RefSeq lists its product as hypothetical. NCBI's taxonomy places the organism in Eukaryota, Pelagophyceae, Pelagomonadales, Pelagomonadaceae. The annotation marks the transcript as partial. The record is from RefSeq and is a predicted model, not a curated record. The transcript has 2 exons.